Anopheles bellator is the source of this 2397-nucleotide messenger RNA. Its product is annotated as protein sickie-like. The transcript has 6 exons. The annotation marks the transcript as partial. The record is from RefSeq and is a predicted model, not a curated record. NCBI's taxonomy places the organism in Eukaryota, Metazoa, Arthropoda, Insecta, Diptera, Culicidae.
AUGCUGCUGACUUCACUGCUCUCGUCGGCGAGUUCCCUAGCGGUGCCAUCGGUGGCACAGAAACACUCCGAAUCCCCGAUCGGCCACGAUCAACUGCCAUCUUCCGACCACGCACACCCCUCAGCAGCAGCAGCAGCAGAGGUCCAUCUACUCCGCUAUCAGCAGCAGCAGCAGCAUGGCUACCGAAGAGCUGACCCUUUGCUCGGUGGCCCCACGCUGGCCACCGACCGCGAGUCGGACGAUCGGUUGCCGGAUCUGUUCAAUCUCACCCUGACCGCGAUGCGCCAGUAUCUGCGCCACCAGCUGAACGAGUCGCGCUUCGGCAAGGCACCCCGCAAACGGUCCCACCUGGUCCACGUGGCCGACGACGUGGACGUGGAGUUUUACCGGCGGUUCAAGGAGUUCAACAACAGCCAGGCGGCCCUCGAUGGGCCCACCAACAUCUCCACCCAGCAUCCGGGCUCGAGCAUGAACCAUUCGCAGGUCGCACUUCCGUCGGCUCCGCAACCGGCUGAUCCCGGUGAAGGGACGGCCGCCGUAGCAUCAUCGUCCUCCGCAGCACCGGUGGCCUCCAGUGGUGGAACCGCCACCGGAAGCCAGCGGGACUACAGCGUGCUGAUGGAUGAUCCGCGUGGUUACAUCACGGCAUCGUCUUCCUUUCCUCUGCGACCGGGCAAAAGUCCGCCGACCGCCUGGAACGGCAACUUCGUUCGACACAGAGGUUACAUCUACGGGUUGGUCUCGUUCUCCGUCAUCUGUGCGCUCGUCCUGGGACUGUUCGGAGUGUUUCGGUGUCUGCGGGCAACCACGGCCGCGCGUGCAACGGAAGCGCUGACGCUGCCGAUCCAGUUCAUCGCCGACGAUCUAGCACCUCUAAACACCGACUUGAACCAUCUCCCGGUACCCAUGCUAUCAGUACAGUCACCGGGCUGCGCGGGGAUGGAGCGGCUCGGCGUUCCUGCCCGCGGUUCCAUCGGAUCACCACCAUUAAGGGAUGAACGAACUCGACGGUUACGAGUGGACUCCGGACAGCAGCAGCAGCAGCAACCCCCGGUGCCGGCUCAGCAUCACCGUUCGGACCUCAUCCUGAGCAGCACCACGAGCAGUAACUUUAAGAGCAACCCGCCCAGGAAGUCCUGCCUGUUCCUCAAUCACCACCACCAUCAUCAUCACAACAAUCAUCAUAAUCAGCAGCUGAGCGGCAGUAGCGGCAGUAGCAGCAUCAACUACAAAACGCAUUACAGCAAUAGCGGCAGCUCAUCGUACGGGAGCGGCAGCAGCACCAGCGGCACCAGUGGCGUGGCCGGUGGCGUCAACAGUUCCCUCACGAGUUUCCCCCACUGUACGCACCACGUCCCGCUGCCGGACGGCGAGUACGGACCGGAUCGCGAUCUGCAGAUACGGACACCGUGUCAGCAAUCGGAAAUACCUCGGACGUACGUAAAAGCCCCACCGAACAAAACCGUGCGCGAUGUCCCGGUACAGUACCAGUCGACGGGCGCGAUCUCGGUCGGUCCCGGCCUGGCGCUGGUCUCGCCCGGGUCGCUCGACGGAACCGCGAGUCAUCUGCGCAGUACGUCCAGUGUGGCCAGCGGUACCAGUAUCAGCGGUGCCGCCGCCACCAUCGCCGGCGGUUACCUACACUCCUCGUACGGCAGCGGUGGUCUGGUCGCGGCCGCCUGCGGGACAGUACCACCGGGAGCCAGGCUAGUGGACCGGGUGGCUGCCACGUGCCAGCAACAACCAGCCAGCAGCCAGAGCCAGAAGCCGGACAAGCUGCAGAAGAUCGGCCAAAUCCUGCGGCUCUUCCCAGGUAACAAGACCUCCAAAUCUUCAUCACCAACGUCGUCAUCGGGCGCCGGCAGUGGCAUUAGCAGUAGUAGCAACAACAACAACAACAACAACAGCCACAGCGGCAACGGCGGGAGUAGUAACAAUAAUUUUACCACGCUGCAUCUCGGCCAUCUCGGGUGCAGUGGCACCACCACCGUCAACAACAACAGCGUGCAGAGUAGUGUAAGCGCCGCCAGCAACGGGCUGGGCGGACUGGGUAACAAUCACAUCAACAACAACACCAUCAGCAAUAGGAGCAGCCUGGUUCUCGGGACCGGCAAUAGCAGUAUAGGUAGCAAUAGCUUAGGUACCACCGGCGGUAGCGCCAUCGCCGUAGCCGGUGGGGGUCGUGCGGUGCAGGGCCUGGUGGCAACGGGCGCCAGCAUUCAUAACCACAAUCAGCACUAUCGAUCGUCCGGACCGUCCGCGGGGCUAGCGGUGACCCCGGUCGUUACCGGUACCACCACCUUCUCCACGCCCUUAAGCACCUCCUCGCCGUCGUCCUCCUCCUCGUCCUCGUCAUCAUCCUCGUCGUCGUCGUCCGCCUGUUCCUCUUCGUCGUCU